Messenger RNA from Lachancea meyersii CBS 8951, 1419 nucleotides. NCBI's taxonomy places the organism in Eukaryota, Fungi, Ascomycota, Saccharomycetes, Saccharomycetales, Saccharomycetaceae. The record is from the annotation of a GenBank genome assembly.
AUGCCCAAGGACUCUGCCCAUGAGUCUUCUCUAGAUGAUAAUUUGUUAGAAAAUGAGAAUGGCUCGUCAGGAGAUGCUUUCGCACUCUCAAGCUUCGAGCGUGGAUUGCCCAUUAAGAACGAACAAAAUCGAGAAUCGAGCUUUGAUAUUGCAGAGAUUACGCACUCCUUUUUGGCAGACGAAGAAUCCAAAUCAGGGAUUUUGAUGGCGUUUAUGAAUAUGGCUAAUAGCAUUCUAGGAGCAGGUGUUAUCGGACAGCCCCUAGCUGUCAAGAACUGUGGAUUAGUCGGCGGAUUUCUAGCAGUUGUGCUUCUUUCAGGCUUAGUGGACUGGACAAUCCGUCUAAUUGUGAUUAAUCUCAAGAUUUCAGGGACGUCCAGCUAUCAGGAUAGCGUGGAAUUUGCAAUGGGAAAAAAGGGUAAGCUAUUAAUCCUGCUAACAAACGGAUUGUUUGCAUUUGGUGGUUGCAUUGGGUUCUGCAUCAUCAUAGGAGACACAAUACCGCACGUUUUGAGAGCCUUCUUCCCAUCACACCAAGCCCUGUUCCAUCGAAACGUCAUAAUCUUUUGUGUGACCACCUUCAUCUCAUUCCCUCUAUCGCUAAAUCGAGAUAUUUCAAAACUAUCUAGAACUUCAAUGCUGGCAUUGUUGAGCAUGGUUGUGAUUGUUAUAAUCGUUGUGAUAAAAGGAUUUUCAGUCGAUUCUGUCUACAGGGGAAAGCCGGAUACCAAAGAGUUAUUUUUCACACCCCGAGUGUUCCAAGGCAUCUCCGUGAUUUCCUUUGCCCUUGUUUGUCAUCAUAACACAAGCUUCAUUUUUUUUUCUUUAAAGAAUCCCAGCAUGAAACGGUUUGACAGAUUAACCCACUUAAGCUGCCUUGUGGCUAUGACUUUUUGCCUAAUUAUGGGGUACUCCGGGUUUUUGAUCUUUCGAGACAAAACCAAGGGCAAUAUUUUGAAUAACUUUCCAGGAAGUGAUAAUUUGGUGAACGUGGCAAGGUUUUGUUUCGGUUUUAACAUGCUAACGACGUUUCCAUUAGAGAUCUUUGUGUUACGAGAUGUUGUGCGAGAUCUGAUUUUUUUCAACGCUAAGAAGGAUGAGGGCUUUCCAACCGUGCUGAGCUUGAAACUCCAUGUUUUGAUCACAACGGUCACGGUUUUUGUUACUAUGGCCAUUUCUUUGACCACAUGUAAUCUUGGUGCACUUUUUGAGCUCAUCGGUGCAACGACAGCUUCUUUGAUGGCGUAUAUACUACCACCUUGGGUGAAUUUGAUACUCACCGGCUCUCAAAGAUCCACUCGUGAAAGACUUCCACACUACAUGUGCAUUGCUCUUGGAUUUGCCAUUAUGAUUAUUAGCAGUACCCAGACCAUUAUAACAUCCAUAAAUGGUGGAGAUCAAAAGCACUGCGAGGUAUAA